This is a messenger RNA of Pyricularia grisea, 912 nucleotides long. RefSeq lists its product as uncharacterized. The coding region runs from base 1 to 912 and encodes 303 amino acids. Lineage: Eukaryota; Fungi; Ascomycota; Sordariomycetes; Magnaporthales; Pyriculariaceae. The record is from RefSeq and is a predicted model, not a curated record. The transcript has a single exon.
AUGAAAGUUGCAGUGGCAGGCAUAGGCAACUUUGGCCCCUACCUCCUCGAAGAGAUCCCAAAGGAGGGCCACGAGAUUGUUAUUCUCACCCGCUCCCAAAAACCCCACCUCAAACUCCCCCAGAAGAUCACCGACUACACCAUCCCGUCCUUAGAAUCAGCCCUUCAGGACGUCGACGCCGUGGUCAGCGCCGUCCCAGCCCACGACCCGGGGUACGUCAAGACACACCUGGCCCUGCUCGAGGCAUGCAAGCUGUCGCCGCGGUGCAAAAACUUAAUCAUUUCGCACUGGGCCGAAAACAUUGACGACGUGACGGACCACCCGAUAUUUCCACAUGGCAACAACACGGUACACGAGCUCACGGCGGCCCUGCGGGCCCAAAACGAGGUCACUUGGACGGCCGUGUGCUGCGGCUGGCUGGCCGACUACGUGCUCCCGGCGUCGCAGCGGCGCCUGGGUGAGAUUGGCGACUUUUGGGUGCAGGAUCGUGAGAAAAAGGUGUUUACCGUCUACGGGCCCGGCACGCAGCGCGUUUCCUUUACGCCGUCGAGGGACGUCGCGCGCGCCGUGGCCAGGCUGCUCAGCAGGCCGGGCGAGUGGACGCCUAGCACGUUUGUGCGCGGCGAGACAAUGUCGUGGAAUGAGCUGUGGAGGCUGAUUAGUGAAAAGGAGGAGGGGUGGACGUUGAGGAAAAAGUCGAUGGCGCAGAGUGUCAGGCAGCUCGUGGCUGAGGACGGGGGUGAGCUGAGCAAGAUGGUGGCCGAGUUUGAGCUCAUGUCGUAUGCAGGAGCUCUUGAAAUGCCCGAGGAUAGGGUUGCGAGGGAUAGGGAAAGGUUCUUUGAGGGUCUUAAGUUUAGGACUCUGGCGGAGCUGAUGGAUGAGGGGAAAGCCAAGCCCGAAUCUAUCUUGUAG